AUGGCUGAAUCUACAGUAGUUCCACCACCCCUAUCACAAGGUACCGGGUAUGGAGUUGUAGUAGGUCUUGGUGCCGCCUUUGCCAUUGGCAUGGUGUUAGUGACCCGGUCUCUGAAGCGGACAUUUGGCGAAGACAAUGAGACCAUCGAGACAUUCAUGGUUGCAAACCGUAGCGUAGGUUCGGGCUUGACUGCUUCAGCGGUCAUAUCGUCCUGGCUAUUCAGUACUGCCCUUCUCGGAGCUCCCUAUCUUACCUACUGGUAUGGCAUUGCGCUCCCUGUUUGGUGGGCGAAUGGACAGAGCACUAUGAUUUGUGCUUUUGGCUGGCUGGCGAUCCAAGCCAAACGCAAAGUGCCCAACGCACACACAUUGCUCGAGUUAAUCCGUGCCCGCUACGGAACUAUGGCUCACAUCCUCUGGAUCGUGCUUUGCAUGAUCAACAAUAUGUUGAACUUCUCCUCCAUGAUCGUGGGAGCCUCUAGUGCUGUGUCAGCCUUGACAGGAAUGCAUAUCGUGGCGGCCUCGUUCCUACUGCCGUUGGGCGUCGUCAUCUACACGUACUUUGGAGGCAUCAGAGCUACGUUCCUGGCCGACUAUGUGCAUACCUUCAUUAUCAUGAUCAUACUGGUCUGGUUUACGAUAAAGGUUCUGGCCAUCAAGGAAAUCGGAUCGAUCGGAGCCUUGUACGACGCCGUCAAACCUUUGUCCGAACAUAAUCCCGUCGAAGGCAACUACAGAGGCUCGUAUUUAACAAUGACCAGCAAAGAGUCUGUCUUCUUUGGCAUUAUCCACAUCGUUACAAACUUCGCCAUCGUCUUCCUCGACACCGGCUUCUGGCAGAAAGGUUUUGCGGCUGAAGUGGCUGCUGCCGUCCCUGGCUAUAUAUUAGGUGGAAACGCCUACUUCGCCAUUCCCUUUGCAUUUGGAACUGUCAUGGGGCUUAGUGCGCUGGCACUGGAACAGACGCCGGCUUUCCCAACCUAUCCCAGAAGGAUGACAGACGCAGAGGUCUCCAGCGGCCUGGUGCUGCCCUACGUUUCCACUGCCAUCGCCGGCAAGUCAGGUGCCGUGGCCGUUCUCCUCAUCGUAUUUAUGGCUUGCACCAGCAUCGCAUCAGCCCAACUCAUCGCAAUGAGCAGUAUCUUCUCCUUCGACAUUUACGGCACCUACAUCAACAAGAAACCGACCAAUCGGCAACUGAUCAAAUGGUCACAUAUUAGUGUAGUGGGGUCUGCCUUACUCAUAUCGACGCUCGCAACAGCCUUUUAUGAGGGAGGUGUGGACUUGAAUUGGUUGUUAUACUUCUUGGGAAUUCUCAUCUGCCCUGGCUGUUUCCCUACGGCAUUUGCACUGGUCUGGAAGGGCCAGACUCGCGCAGCCGCUAUUACCGCCCCAAUCGCAGGCUUCGCAUCCGGUAUCUCGGUAUGGGUAGGAACAGCGCAUGCAUACUACGGGGGGGCAACAAUCAAAACGCUCGGCCAGACGCUCCCCUGCCUGUUUGGUAAUCUCACGUCCUUCUUGGUCCCGCUCCCUGUUACGUUGGUGAUUAGUUAUUUCUGGCCCAACCCGAGCUUCGAAUGGUCUGACCUGCUGUCCAUUAAACGAAUCGAGGAUGACGAACAUGGCCAAGUAGGGGCGAAGGCCUCGCAUUUUGAUGCCGAAGCCUACUUUACUCCAGAGAAGGUGCGCUACAUGAAACGUAUGUCGCGACUGGCGGUCUACUGGGGCAUAGCCACCUUUACGGGCCAGGUCGCCCUGUGGCCCUUGCCCAUGUACGGAGCUCGCUUUGUGUUUUCCAAAGGGCUUUUCACGGCUUGGAUCGUCGUCUCACUUAUUUGGCUUUGGAUUGCCAUGUCCAUCGCGAACUUCUACCCGCUUGUCGAUGGCGGGUUGAAAAAGAUCUGGCUCGUCAUGCGAGGUCAACAAGCUUCAGGCUACAACAGCGAAGGUGUCGCGUCUGAGAGCUUGGCGGACAGCGCUCCACCUACGGAAGAGCAUGUUCAGCUGUCGGUUGGCGAGAAGACUGGUUGUACGGAACUCGAAUUUCUACGUGACAGCAUUUCAAAUUUUCAAAAGCAUCAGUUGAGGUAG
Messenger RNA from Exophiala oligosperma, 2091 nucleotides. RefSeq lists its product as uncharacterized. The record is from RefSeq and is a predicted model, not a curated record. Gene Ontology annotation, molecular function: urea transmembrane transporter activity. The transcript is spliced from 10 exons. Gene Ontology annotation, biological process: urea transmembrane transport. The coding region runs from base 1 to 2091 and encodes 696 amino acids. NCBI's taxonomy places the organism in Eukaryota, Fungi, Ascomycota, Eurotiomycetes, Chaetothyriales, Herpotrichiellaceae. Gene Ontology annotation, cellular component: plasma membrane.